AUGUCGGACAGCGCCCUUCAAGGCAUCAUGGCGAACCCGGCUCCUAUCGUCAGCUCUUUGAGCGCAGACUCUCUCGAGCAGCUUGGUAAGGUGGUAGCGUUGAAAGCAACACCCGAAAUGCCGUAUUGGUUCCCAGUCGGGUGAGUAGGAAAAGUCUCCUCACGUCCAAUACCGCGAGUCUUACCAAACUUUCGCUGUUCCUCAGGCUUUUCGCCUUGCUGGUGACCCUCUACGUCAUCGGCCAGCUCCUUCAAAACCGCAUCUUAGCUUGGCUCAUCGGCGCGCAGAAGUGGCGUGCGAUGAAGGCUGAGCACAGAAGAACGAUGGUGAUAUACGUCCUGCAAACCCUCAUCACCACAAUCGUCCUCAUCAUGCAAUGCUUCUGCUUGCCGCUCCUCGGAUUGGCAUUCACCGAACGACGCACGGAGCUCAUGCGCGCUUGCGCGACGCUCAUCGGCGGGCUGUACGUGUUCGAGCUCAUCUGGAGAUCCACCAUGCGUCCUACCAUGAUCGCCCACCACAUCAUCACCCUCUUCGUCAUGAGUCUCGCCAUCGUCCUACUUUCAAAGCUAAGCGACCCAUCCUUCGUCCUCACUGGUCUACUGUGGCUUUUCCAGGCGACGACGGAGCAAACCACUUUCGUCGCCCUCUUCAUGUACCGUCUGCAAGUCUCCCCCCGGAUUCUGCGCCCAAUGUUCCGUGUUGCUUCGGUGCAAUCCCUCGUUUUCAAGAUGGCCUCCAUCGCUGGAACCAUCUUCGUGUGGGUCAAGUGGCAGCUGCACGGCAAUGGUGACCUCUACACUGCCUACUCCGUCAUCUUUUGGAUCGCCACCAUCGGUCUCGCCGUCACCCAGAUCUGGGGCUCUUGGGUUGUCUGGAUCAUGGGCGACACGCUGGAGAAGCGGUAUACCAAGAACUCGCACAAGAGCGCGAGAAGCACUCUCACCUCGGCUAACGCCUCUCAGGUCGACCUCGAGGCGCAGCUCUCGGAAACUGGUAGAAGUACUCCUACCAAUGCAGCGACCGAGGAUGGCAAGUACACGCCGGUUCUUGAGAAGAGGACGAGCAGCCUUGGCAGACUUCCCACUUUGGACCUGCAGCUAGCUGAGUGCCUCGACACCCAAGCUCGACAAAGCAAAUCUGCGUAG
Molecule: messenger RNA, 1148 nt
Organism: Ceraceosorus bombacis
Lineage: Eukaryota; Fungi; Basidiomycota; Exobasidiomycetes; Ceraceosorales; Ceraceosoraceae
Source: the annotation of a GenBank genome assembly